AUGAGCAGCGCCGCCGCCCCGCGACGCCGGAGGCAUCGCCGGGUAGCAGACGCGAAUAGGAAGCGCGCUCCACGAGCGUGCCAUCUCUGCAAGGCUAGGAAGUCCAAGUGCAUCGAGACCCCAUCGGGUGUCUGUCAGAGGUGUCUACGACGUUCUCUCCUCUGCCAAUAUGACCGGUCAAGAGGAAGCAGUCCUUUGGGCAAUGAUGCCUCGUCUCCAAUGCAGAGCAGGAGACCCGAAAAUGACACGCCCGGCAUUGUGUCGAGCAUCGCCGUGGCGGAGACGAGUCCGGAGGGAAUAUUUGCCAUGAACAACGAUCCCACACAACGAACAGUAUGGCCACGUUUCCUGUCCCGACUCCGAGAAGCCUUCUCGCUGGAUGUCCAGCCUACUCCAGAGGGCGAGAGGUUGAUGCUUAUGCAAGCGCAGCCAGCUGUACCAACGCCAUCGAUACCGCCCGCGGAACUGCAACGAUUACGAAAGGCCAUCGACAGAUUUCCUCCCAAGCCAGUCGCUGAUUUCUUGAUAUCUGUUUGCAUUGAACAUGGCACAGACAGCUUCUUUUACUAUGACCAGGGUCAACUGCUGUCGGACAUCGACGAGUUCUACGCUGACCCUUGCUCUCAUCUACGUUCUGACCCUACUUUUGUCUGUAUGGUACAUGCUGUCCUGGCGUUGGGAAGCCAGUGGACAACACUUGCAAGGCCGGAAAACUCGGAGUCUUCCCUCCCGGCCGAGGAUGUAGACCCGGGCCGCAUCUUCUACAACGAAGCACGUGCGCUCAUCCCGGACAUCAUGGAUCGACCCUCGAUUCGUUGUGUACUAGCCCCAUUUAUCAUGGGUGUCUACCUCCUGCCUUCCAGCGCUAUCGGGUCAUCUUAUAUGUAUAUGGGCAUCGCGCUGAGAAAAGCCCUCGCUCUCGAUCUUCAUCAGCACACAGACGACCCCUUGUUAAGCGAGCGAGACAAAGAAGUGCGUCGAAGAGUAUGGUGGUCACUCUAUGCUCUCGAACGUUCUGUGACCGUCAAGUUGGACAGGCCUCGUUCUAUCAGCAGAGACAUCAUCACUGUUGAAUUACCAAAGUCCUAUCCGCCCCUGGACAACAUACAGAAGUUUGACAAUCUUGAACAUCAAAUCGCGGAUGCAAAGUUAGCUCUGAUCCUAGACAAGCUUGGAGAUCUCAGCGAUGACUUUCCUUCUGUGAGAAGAUGUGAAGCCGAAUUGAAAGAAUGGAAAGCUGCUCUCCCGCCGUCGCUCAAAUUUGAAAGCCUUGAUCCCAAAACGUCGUCUUAUAGAGCCGUCUUUCAUCUCUACCUAAACUACUACUACGCGUGGAUCGCCAUGGGUAGGGUGUCCGUGGUGACCGUAGUGCGAGCUCACUUACGACACAGGCUCGGUGAGGAAACACAGCUGCCACAGAUUGGACAGAACACCGACCACUUGUCCAAGUCUUGCAUCAAAGCGGCAAAGAAGAUGCUGGCACUGUUUGAGGAGAUCAAGCGAACAGGAAAUCUGACCAGAUUUUCAUUCACGGACUUUCAAGGAUGCAGCACUGCCAUCAUCAUUGUAUUGCUCGCUGGUAUCCUCGAAAGAGACGCGAACUAUGAGUCACGGGUCAAAUUGGGGCUUGAAUGCCUUCAUAAAAUGGCCGAGGGAACCGUCACGGCCAAAAUGGGAGUCUCCUUUGUCGAAGCCUUACGAUCUAUCACAAACGAAGCCGUGCAGAAGCUACAGGCUACGCAGCAGUCAGUACGGGUUGCGUCGCCGCAUCCGUCAGAACAGUCUGCAGCAUACAACACUUGGCUAGAAUGGUUAUCGAGGGCCAAUGGAGCCCAGAGCGGAACCGCAUCCUCGUCAAGUCAGUCGGUCGUGGAGGAGCCAGCAGCAUCACAUAAUCAGAGCAGCAGCGCCUGGGCACUCGGGCAUCACAUGCCGGGAGCUCUCACCUGGGAUGGGGGAGCUGCUCUCCAACAAGUGACGCCGCAGUCGCUCCUUGCACCGUUGCAGGAGACCCCAGCGGAGCAUACUGCCAACAUCGAUCCUUAUCUUUUCACUACUCCAGCACUUUUCGACGAUGACCAGGUCUAUCUCAUGGGACUGACGGGAAUGGACGUCCUGAACUUUGUGGAUGAGGCCACUGUUAUCUCACCUGCAGACGGUGGCCACCAGGCACAGGCCAAGCUCGGAUUCAAAAUCCAGAACUGUUUAUCUGCGAGAUCCCUCCUUGGCGUAUCUUCUCGGUGCUUGGUGUUUGAGGUCUCCAUCAUCAUGGCUGCGACAGACACUACAUCCUACAGGCGCAUCGACCGCCCUGAAAACGAUGAGAAAGAUGCUAGCAUUACUCUUGCCUUGCCAGACUAUGACAAGGGCGCCGCUUGGACGAAUUACGUCGCCGUUGGCGCUGGGGCCGUCUUUUCGCUCGUGUGUAUCAUCACCGCCGGCGUCACCAUUGCCAAGAACCCUAAUGGGCCCAUCGCGGGUAUUCGUUACAAGCGACUAGCACUCAGAUCCUCGAUGGAGUACGAAGCGUUUUCCCUGCUCGUCAACAUAGCGCUCACCCUUGUCACCGACACGCUCUCCUUCAUCCACUCCGUCUCGCUGCGAUGGGCCCUCGCACGGGAGGGCAGGCUCGAGUUCAACACAAACAUUCGCCUCCUGACCAGUUCGAGACACGGCGGGCCCAACAGCUGGUGGGCCAAUGCGUUUUCCCUGGCGACCUUGAUGCUGUGCUAUGGCUCGACAAGCGUGUUGUUCGUGACGGGAAUAAGAGGAUCCAACGUGCAGACGUCCGCGCAGGAGGCGUCUGGAGAUGACAUCUGCCCAGGCCCCGUAUGUGCCAACAUGGUCGCUCUGGCGGCGCUGGGUAUCGGCCUCGCGGCACAAACCGCCAUCGCAGCGUGGUGUCUGUUCGCGGCCAGAGGCAAGACGGCACAUAGACAAGAGGCGAUCCCGACAUGGAGCACCAGCCCCCUCAACGCGACGCUGACGGCUCUGCACACCGGGCUCGUCACUCACCGCGACGGUCGCUGCAUGUUAUCCGUCCACCAGCGCGACGCACCCACUGAUGGGGGGGUGACUCCCUCUGAACGGCAGGGCGCUGUGUGGAGCGUACACCGCGCGGUCCGCUACGUGGUGUACUACCUCUGGGGCUUGUCCUUCGUCGCCGUGGCCUGGCCCGUCAUAAUUGCCAUCGUUGUCAGCGAGUUUUGGGACACGCCGCGAUUCUCCUGGACGCCGGACAACUUCAGCGCCGUCGUGCUGGCCAUGUCUCCAGCCGAGAACAUCGGCCAGAUGGACAAGGCCGAGGCAAAGGGUGCCUACUUCUCGUUUGGGGGCGAACUAGUCUUGGGGGUCGUAUUCGUCACCGCGAUACAGGCCCUGCAGACCACGGGGCUGCACGCGACGGAGCUGCUGGCGAGCCUCAGCCGCGAUGAGGGCACCUGGCGGCAAGCUACCAGGGCGGCGCGACGUACAAGUCAGUGCCGUUCUUCGCCGCCCUGA
Messenger RNA from Thyridium curvatum, 3501 nucleotides. RefSeq lists its product as uncharacterized. Gene Ontology annotation, biological process: regulation of DNA-templated transcription; DNA-templated transcription. NCBI's taxonomy places the organism in Eukaryota, Fungi, Ascomycota, Sordariomycetes, Thyridiales, Thyridiaceae. The record is from RefSeq and is a predicted model, not a curated record. Gene Ontology annotation, molecular function: DNA binding; zinc ion binding; DNA-binding transcription factor activity, RNA polymerase II-specific. Bases 1 to 3501 code for a protein of 1166 amino acids. The transcript has 8 exons.